Messenger RNA from Octodon degus (degu), 2238 nucleotides. RefSeq names its product tudor and KH domain-containing protein-like. NCBI's taxonomy places the organism in Eukaryota, Metazoa, Chordata, Mammalia, Rodentia, Octodontidae. Gene Ontology annotation, biological process: spermatogenesis. Gene Ontology annotation, molecular function: RNA binding. The record is from RefSeq and is a predicted model, not a curated record.
GCUGGAGGGAGGAGGUGGUGCCCGGGCCGAGGUGCGGUACCCGGCGCGUGAAGACGGACGCUGGAGGAGCGGAUGUAAGAGCACAGCAGAAAAUGUCCACUGAGCGAACUUCUUGGACGAGCCUGUCCACGAUUCAGAAAGUAGCCCUGGGCCUUGGGAUCCCAGCCAGUGCUGCGGUUGCCUAUAUCCUGUACCGCAGGUACAGGGAAAGCAGAGAAGAACGGCUGACAUUUGUUGGAGAAGAUGACAUCGAGAUAGAGAUGCGAGUUCCCCAGGAGGUUGUGAAGCUUAUCAUCGGGCGGCAAGGAGCCGCCAAUAUUAAACAGCUGCGGAAACAGACAGGUGCUCGGAUUGAUGCGGACACAGAGGAUGUAGGAGACGAGCGAGUGCUACUUAUCAGUGGUUUUCCUGCUCAGGUGUGCAAGGCCAAAGCAGCAGUCCAUCAGAUCCUGACAGAGAAUACCCCAGUGUCUGAACAGCUCUCAGUGCCCCAGAGAUCUGUGGGCAGAAUCAUAGGGAGAGGUGGCGAGACAAUUCGUUCUAUCUGUAAGGCCUCUGGAGCCAAAAUUACCUGUGACAAAGAAUCAGACGGGAUGUUACUAUUAUCAAGGCUUAUCAAAAUCUCAGGAACACAGAAAGAAGUGGCAGCAGCCAAGCAUUUGAUACUGGAGAAAGUGUCAGAAGAUGAAGAGCUUCGCAAGAGAAUCACCCAUUCUGCAGAAGCCAGGGUCGCUCGCAAGCAGCCGAUCAGCGUGAGGAGAGAGGAAACCCCGGAGCCAGGUGGUGCGGGGGAGCCUGCUUCGCGGAAACAUGCUGGCUGGGGCAGCACACAUGCUGCACCCCUGGCAGUUCCUCCCCACAAAGGAGUCGGUGACUCAGCUGUUGUAGGACCAAAAGAGGGUUCUUGGGAGGAACCUGAUAACAGCUGUCAGAAGACCGGAGUCCAGGCCAGUCCAGAGAAGUCCAUUUUUGAAAUCCCCAGUCCUGACUUCAGUUUCCAUGCUGAUGAGUACCUAGAGGUCUACGUCUCAGCCUCUGAGCACCCUAACCACUUCUGGAUCCAAAUCAUUGGCUCCCGCAGCCUGCAGUUGGAUAAACUUGUCAGUGAAAUGACCCAGCACUAUGAGACGAGUCUGCCUGAAGACUUGACUGUGCAUGUAGGAGACAUUUUAGCAGCACCCUUAUCUACCGAUGGCUCCUGGUAUCGAGCUCGGAUCCUUGGCACCUUGGAAAAUGGGAACUUGGAUCUCUAUUUUGUUGACUUUGGAGAUAAUGGAGAUUGCCCACUGAGGGACCUCAGGGCUCUCAGGAGUGACUUCCUAAGCCUUCCAUUUCAAGCAAUAGAAUGUAGUCUGGCACGGAUCGCCCCCUCAGGUGAGCAGUGGGAAGAGGAAGCUUUGGAUGAGUUUGACAGACUUACCCACUGUGCUGACUGGAAGCCACUGGUGGCCAAAAUCUCUAGCUACGUCCAGGCUGGGAUCUCCACUUGGCCAAAGAUUUACUUAUAUGAUACCAGCAAUGGGAAGAACCUGGAUAUUGGGCUAGAAUUAGUUCGAAAAGGAUAUGCGAUUGAGCUUCCUGAAGACAUGGAAGGAAACGGAGGUGUCCCGGACAUGUUGAAGGACAUGGCCACAGAAACAGAUGCUUCUCUUGCUAGUAUGCUCACAGAGCCCAGAAGAAGCCCCGAAGAGAUAACACAUACCUUGUCCUGCCUCAGCUUAUCAGAAGCUGCCUUUGUGUCUGGUGAUGAUAACCUUGAAGAUGACUACUUACUCUGAAGUCUGGGCUUCAGCUGGCUCAGCCAUCUGCUUUGCUGCUCUGGCACAGGAUUUGGUUCCUGGAGAGAAGUCCAUAAAGAGACACAAGCAGUCCUUCCUUUUUAAACACAGUCGGGCUUGCUGUGGACCAAGUCUAUUUUCACCUGCUGUUGGAUGAGAGUGGCCCAAAGGAAGACAUACUACACCUCCCUCCCAUGUCACCCCAGCCCUCCUGUGUCUUCAGUGUUUAGUGCCGUUACUUCCAGGCUCUUCAGCCUCAGGCUUGGUCCCCCUGCCAGAUAAAGCAGCUUGCUGCUCGGCUGUGUCCUCUUUGAGUCUGGGAAAUAGCUAGGGCUUGGUCCUUGGGAGCAAUGAUGAUUCAGCAGACUUGAGCCUCACCUCGGCAGGUGACUCUCAUUAAGGGAAGUUUUAGGGCCGGGGAGAUGGCUCAGUGGAAUAAGCGCUUCCGUGGCAAGCGGAG